CGCCGAUGGGGCGUCUUCUGCCCCCGUAAAGGGGGAAGGAAGGAAGGAAGGGCGGCCUGCGCGUUGCCUUCUCGGGCAGCCCCGGAGGGCCCGCGCCUCUCCCCGUAAUUGAAACCCGUUGCCGUCGGGCGGGAGGACGCCCUUCCUGAAGCCGCCUAAUCCUCUGUGACCUGCAUUGGCCUCGUUUCCUCCUCUCUCUGCUUAACGCUUCCCCGCCUGCCUUCUUCCUCCUUGGGGUGUUACCACGCCUCGUUCUCUCGGACAGUCGCCGCAGUUUUAUUUAUCGGAGGCGGCUCUUCCAUCCUGACUAGGCGGUGUGGCUUCUCUGUGUCACAGAAUAUAUAUUACCUCUCCAAAGAGGCCAUGGCGCGACGCAUGCGCAAUAGCAGAGCUUGGCGAUACGUUCUGAGUGGGGUACGCCGAGAAUCGGAUUCACGGACUUUAACAACGGCUUCUGGGACGCCUGGCUGGUCAUCUGACACUGAUGGGCAGCAGCACAGCGACUCUGAUUCAGAGUCAGAAUUUCCUUCUCAGUUGCCUUCCAUACCCACAGCCAUACCUGUGACAGGAGAAUCUUACUGCAACUGCGAGAACCAGAACGAAACUCCAUAUUGCUCUAGCUUCCACAUGGCUCAUCGGAUGAAAGAUUGCCAGUGUGGAGAGGAAGAUGAUUAUUUUGACUGGGUAUGGGAUGAAUUGAACAAAUCAGCAAAUACUCUUUUGACCUGUGACAAUCGUAAGGUAAAUUUCCACAUGGAUUACAGUUGUGGGACCGCUGCCAUCCGGGGGAACAAGGAGCUAGCAGAGGGCCAGCACUUCUGGGAAAUCAAGAUGACCUCACCUGUCUAUGGCACUGACAUGAUGGUGGGAAUUGGAACAUCAGAUGUGAACCUGGAUAAAUUCCGUCACACAUUCUGUAGUCUGUUGGGAAAAGAUGAAGACAGCUGGGGUCUUUCCUAUACGGGACUCCUCCAGCACAAGGGGGAACGGAACAAUUUUUCGACAAGGUUUGGACAGGGCUCCAUCAUUGGGGUGCAUCUGGACACAUGGCAUGGAACUUUAACCUUUUUCAAAAACAGGAAAUGUAUAGGUGUGGCUGCCACCAAGCUCCAGAACAAGAGAGUGUACCCCAUGGUGUGUUCAACGGCAGCCAAAAGUAGCAUGAAGAUCAUCCGCUCCUGUGCCACCCCCACCUCUCUGCAGUACCUCUGCUGUUACCGUCUCCGCCAGCUGCUUCCCGACUACGUGGACACGCUAAAGGUUCUCCCCCUCCCUCCAGGACUCAAGCAGAUUUUGCAUAACAGGUUGGGCUGGGUGUUGAGCAUGAACUGUGGCUCCCUCCAGUCCUCCUCCUCCCCCUCCCCCUCUUCCUCUACCUCCUCAGGGAGCGAUUCAGACAGCUCUUGCGGCUCAGACGCUGAGGCGCGUCAUCGGAAGAGAUGCAGGUGGAGGACUUAAUUCCCCCCCCCCCAAUUUCAAAAGACGGUGUUGUCGUCGUGAAGGAUGAGCUGUCUCCCCCCCCCCGUGUUACCGAGUGACGUUUACCUUCCUGAUUGUUCCCUGUUUGAACACUAAAGCCCAUUUCAACCUACCAUUAAGAGACAAGCAAUUUCCACGACGUUAUUCUACCACCUAGCCAGCGGGUCAUCAACUCUGCUUUGCCAAGAUUUCUGGGACAGGUUGUUCGGCAGCCCAGUGUACCGAUCAGAUAUCCUUCCUGAAGCGAAAGGAAACCUAAGAAGCUACCACGUGUGCUAGGUGAAUUGCAGUAGAUGGCGCCCGUGUUUUGGAGCGGAGCAGGCUAUCCAAAGCCAAAUGGUUCUCCUCGAUCGUCAGUGCUUCGGCCCUUGAUGAACAUCCAGAAGAGAAGAACAUUGACAGCGUAAGGGGUAUCGUGAGCCCUGUACCUCUUCCACUUGCUUUGCAUGUCUAUUACUUCUCUUGUAUUGAACUAUACCCAGACGAAUUAAAAUAUAUACAGACUUUGUUCCCGUGAUGAUAGGCUAGUCCAUCAACCUAACUGUCCCUCUCAUCUAAGGUAAUUCUAAUCAGGUUCCCUAAUUCUUCAUUAUUGGGAGUCAGACAAUGCCAGGCUAGUAGUUGGAAUUAUGUGAAUGAACUUCAGCGGUGGAUGUCCCCCCCCCGCCACCCUUUCUUUUGGAUCUUGAAUCCUGCAUUUCCUUCCACAGCUAGCCAUAAUCUACUUCUUUAGAGGUAUUCCCAUCCCAUGUGUAUUUAAAUAUUCCAAUUCGUUCUUCGAUUUUUGUCAUAAAAAGGAACUGCAACGAUGUGUACUGGCGGGGCAUUUUGCAGUUUCAAAGCCAGUAUUGGUUAUGGUUUUUCCCUGUUUUACUUAACAGCUCUGAGGGGAGCCAGAAAAGGCUCUCUUUGAUAUUUUUAAUGUAUGGAUAAGCACAAGGGCAAUUACGUUCCCUUCGGUUUCUCCUGCGCAUGACGAAGUGUGGUUCAUUGUGAAAGGAGGUGUAUGAAGGGAACAAAGCUGCAUCAUUUUGUAAUAAACCAUUAUUAAUUUCCGAA
Crotalus tigris (Tiger rattlesnake) is the source of this 2538-nucleotide messenger RNA. RefSeq names its product splA/ryanodine receptor domain and SOCS box containing 3 (gene SPSB3). The transcript is spliced from 7 exons. Gene Ontology annotation, cellular component: SCF ubiquitin ligase complex. Bases 364 to 1458 code for a protein of 364 amino acids. Gene Ontology annotation, molecular function: protein binding. Gene Ontology annotation, biological process: proteasome-mediated ubiquitin-dependent protein catabolic process. Lineage: Eukaryota; Metazoa; Chordata; Lepidosauria; Squamata; Viperidae. The record is from RefSeq and is a predicted model, not a curated record.